Messenger RNA from Paramacrobiotus metropolitanus, 1035 nucleotides. RefSeq lists its product as uncharacterized. The transcript is spliced from 3 exons. Lineage: Eukaryota; Metazoa; Tardigrada; Eutardigrada; Parachela; Macrobiotidae. The record is from RefSeq and is a predicted model, not a curated record. The coding region runs from base 62 to 685 and encodes 207 amino acids.
ACAAUCAUUCACUCCAUCGUUCAAAAAAUUUUACGUACAAUUUCUUUAUAUAUAAAAAAUCAUGGAUUCUACCCGAUUUUGUUUGGUCCUGAGCGCGGCGUUGUGCCUGGCGUGGAGCGUGGCCGGCGUGAUGCCCGGGCAGUCGCUGCGCAGUCUGGAACGCCAGGUUAAACGGCUGGACGCCGGCAGUGUGGUGUUCCCCCGUUGCGUCUGCACGCUGCACACCCUGGAGAAUGUCUCCACAGCCGGCGUCAAACUCAUGUCGCUGGCCUACCGCCGCUACCCGUCCUGCAACGUCGAUACCGACUGCAAGAAGAAGACGGCGGACUGCCCCGAUUUCUGCCGGGAUAUGGGCUAUAAAUUCCUGGGGAAGAACUCCUCGCUGGCCAGCGUGCUGAACGAUACCAACAUCUCCAUCGGCAGUGAAAUGUGUCGCCGUUUCAACCAGCCGCUGCCGGCGCCCGGUCUGCGUGUGGGCGUGUUCUACCUGGCCUACAGCUCGCAGAACUCCUACGGGCCGCGCCAAGUCCUGAAGGGCCCGGCGCCGGUCAUCCUGACGGACGACAGCCUGUGCUGCGCCCGCAUCGAGCACCCCAUCAGCAGCAAGGAGAAGCUGGUUGUCUUCGACGCCGAGUGCAAGGACCGCAGCUCGCCCAACGCCAUCCAAGCCAACACCGUCAACUAGCCGCACAUUAAACAACCACCCGUGUAUAUCCCUACCUGUGUUCGGUGAAUCAACUGUAACGCCACGCCCCUUGAAACAUUUGCUCACAUGUCUUUGUUGUAUGGUGUGUGGAUGUGGUGUGUGACCUGUGCAAUACUGUAUGUGUACAAUGUAAUAAUAACGAUGAUACUCAUAAUAAUAAUUACAUUCCAGUGUAGUGUCCUUCGUUAGAUAUCGCUUGUCUAUGAUCCGGUGUAUGCGGUGCAUGGUACAGACGUGCGGUAAUGAUUUGGGGAUCUUCUUUCUUAAAAUCAUGUAACCAAGGACGAAUUUAUAAAGCGGAAAAAUUAAUUAAGGAAAAUGGCCCGGUA